Molecule: messenger RNA, 936 nt
Organism: Arabidopsis lyrata subsp. lyrata
Lineage: Eukaryota; Viridiplantae; Streptophyta; Magnoliopsida; Brassicales; Brassicaceae
Exons: 1
Coding region: 128-928 (266 amino acids)
Source: RefSeq, a predicted model, not a curated record
AUAAAAACAUAGUGUCCCUCUGCAAAACUUUUAUCAGACAACUAUCAUUUUCUCGUCUAAAAGACCCAAAACAUUUCUCUCUUUCACUCUCUAGCCGGAGCUUUCACUGAUAUCAUAUUUCGUUGUCAUGUCAUCCGCAGAUGAAUUGAUAAGAACUUGUCACGUACUUCUUAGACUCGGUGACUUUGUCGGAGUCCAAGAUGUCGUGAACAAGAACAAGGUAUUAUUCGGUGAACGGCUAGAUGAAUUUGAGAAAGCCGCGGCUAUCUCGGCCGUUCUCACGGCCGCAGAGAAUCCGCUUCCAAACGGAUUGAUGGAUUGGUAUGGGAUGAUUAGGGUGAAACCACCCGGACCUGUCUUAUCGGAGGACUUCGAGAAGUUGAUGAAUCUAUUGAACUCCAGUAACAACCCUUUCCCAUUUUGCCAGGAAGCUCGUGUGAGAGCCUCGUUAGCUUGGUCGUAUCUGUCCGAUCCAACCUCAAAGGCGGGGUACGAUAACGCUAUGUCCAACAAGGAAAACCUUGUAAUCGAAGACCAAAGCGAUGACAUAACCGAUGUUGGUGGUCUUUGCGGAGAUGGUAGCAAAGGUGAAGUGGACACAAGAAAACGAAAGGCGGAUAGUCUCACUUGUUCUGAUUUGCCAGCAUCAGAGUACUUGAAAGAGUUUCAGGAGACGGAGGAGAAUCCCUUGCCGCUGGCGGAGACACAACAGGCUCCCAACAAUGAAGUUCCAUCGAAAGACACUUCCUCUGUCCCCGAGAAACAUAAAGUUGGUCCUGGACCUGACGAUGAGGUUGUGAUUAUUUCUGAUGACGAGGAUGAGGAAUACGUGGGCCGAGAUAUUAUAUCAAUGGCUAGAACAGCGAAAGUGCGCAUAGUUGAUGGAAGGAAAGUGAAAUUUAUUCCAUUGAGGAAGAAGCAAAAUUAAGUACAAGA